Molecule: messenger RNA, 1491 nt
Organism: Rhodotorula graminis WP1
Lineage: Eukaryota; Fungi; Basidiomycota; Microbotryomycetes; Sporidiobolales; Sporidiobolaceae
Product: glycoside hydrolase family 5 protein
Exons: 16
Coding region: 1-1491 (496 amino acids)
Molecular function (GO): hydrolase activity, hydrolyzing O-glycosyl compounds
Source: RefSeq, a predicted model, not a curated record
AUGUUGUACGCGUCCAUCGUCGCCCUCGCAGCACUCGCGCUGCAAGGUGCUCGCGCCGACGGCUUCUACCGAGCUCCCCAAGUCGGCCAUCACGACGCUCCGCUCCACCGGCGAGACCUCGACAAGCGGUACCCGCCGGACCGUGCGACCACCUUCCGCCCGACGACGACGCCCGCCUACGCCGUCGAGACGGCCUCGCCCACCGCUUCGAGCUCUUCUUCGCAGACGACGCGACCGCCAGGGCAGUUUGGCGGCGGGACGGCCACCAGGGCUCUCGUCGCCGCGACGACGUCCCUCGCCUCGACCUGCGCGCCGCCUUACGUCGCACCGACCAUGAUCAGCGGCACCGGCACGCUGCCCAAACCGACGUCCUUCGUCCGACACGCCGUCUUCCGCGACAAGUUCCUCACGCUCGACGGCAAGCCCUUCGUCGUCGUCGGUCCAAACAUCUACUGGCUGUGCCAGGACGAGAACUACGGUCCGCUCGGCUCCUACACCGACAAGGCGCGCAUUCGCGAAGCUUUGGCUAUCGCAAUUCGCGCUUUGACGUGCGGCAUCUCGGUCGGCACCUACCUCGGCAAGAACCCGUACAACCUCCAGCCGACCAAGACCGUCAUCAACGAGGCGGCGGCAAGUCUGAUCCUCCUCUGGGACGUUCGCGACUAUGUACUCUAUGCGGCACGAGAGUACGGUCUGCGGGUCAUCAUGACCUUGACCGACAACUAUGCCUACUACCAUGGCGGCAAGUACGACUUCCUCAACUUUCGCAGCGGCUCUCUCGCCAAUGGUGGUGCAGCCUUCUACACGAAUCGAGGCGUCAUCAGCGCCUACACUAGCUACGUCACGCAGUUCGUUUCGCGCAUCAACUCGUACACCGGCGUCGCCUACGCCAACGACCCGACCAUCCUCUGCUGGGAGACCGGCAACGAGCUCGGAGGGUACAUCAACAAAGAGAUGUGGCCACCUCUCACCUGGACACACACCGUCCGCGGUAUCAUCGCCAAAUACGACCGCAAUCACCUCAUCAUGGACGGCACGAACGGCUUCUGGAACUACACCAACAACGCCGAGGCGGCUGGCCUCCAGUCGCGCUACAUCACGAUGAUGACGGAUCACGGCUACCCACGCAACCUCGGCAUCAUCCAGCACGAGGUCGGCCAACUCGCCAACACGUACUUCGGCAAGGCGUUCCUCAUCGGUGAGUACGACUGGACGACGACGCAGAGCUCGCUGCCGUUGUCCGACUACCUCAACUACAUCGAAUCUCAGAAACCGAACAUCGGCGAUAUGAUCUGGAACGUCAUGGGCCACGACCCGCAGUGCUGCCGCUACGUCUCGCACAACGACGGCUACUCUAUGUACUACCCGUCGGGCAACUCGGUCGCCGACCAGGCCAACAUCCUCCUCGUCUCGCAGCACUGGCACCGCCAGACCGGCCGCACGCCGCCCACCUCGCUCGUCGGCGUCACCUGCCCGCAGCCCGUCUUCUAG